AACCGUCGGUAUUAUUCGAUAACGUGGCACGGUGUAAUUGGCUCGAAGACUAGAAAACCGCCGGACUAAGAUUCAACCAGCGGUGACUUCAACACUUUAGACGGUGGAUUUCUUCGCCGGAGCUUCCGCGAGCUUCUUCAUUCCCGUUUAAUAUGGCCGUUGAUGGAGAGAGUGUCGUCUCGAUGCCGAUGGCGGUGGCUGCCUGCGUCGCUAUGGCAGUGUCCUACGUUUUGAUUCUUUAUGCUCCCACCGUGAUUCUCCGUCUCCCGGCGGCUUCUUCUUACUUCGAGUUUAUGAUUCGGAGAUUCAUCUGCGCGGCUAUUUCUACUGUAGUGUCUCUCGUCUUCACAGCUUUUGUACUCCCGAUAAAAAGCUGGGAGGCCUCUCCUAUACUUGGUGUUUAUGGAAUAAGGACUGAUCAUCUGUGGCAAGGAGUAGUGUAUCCUCUUCUAUUGACCUCUCUCAUUUAUGCCGGAUCUUUAGUCUUGAAUUUGUUAUUGCUCCUGGAAUUAUGGAAGGAGACAGGUGGAGGAUGUUGCUCCUUUAAUAACAUCAAAAGCUUUUUCCAAACAGUACUGACAGGUGCUUCUAAUGUUUCCGUUUGGCGUAAUUUUGUCGUGGCACCGGUAACCGAGGAGCUGGUUUUCCGAGCCUGUAUGAUACCUUUGCUUCUGUGUGCUGGAUUUAGGAUUUACAGUGCCAUCUUUCUCUGCCCAAUUCUCUUUAGCUUGGCCCACUUAAACCAUUUUAGAGAGAUGUACAUCAGACAUAACCGCAGCUAUCUCAGGGCUUCACUGAUUGUUGGUCUUCAGCUUGGUUACACAGUCAUUUUUGGUGCAUAUGCAUCGUUCCUCUUCAUCAGAACCGGACAUCUCGCUGCUCCUUUAUUUGCUCAUAUAUUCUGCAACUACAUGGGAUUGCCUGUGCUAUACGCACAAGGAAAAGGUGUGGUGAGUGUGGCGUUCGUAGGCGGUGUGGUUGGGUUCGUCUCACUUCUCUUUCCUUUAACAAAGCCUCUCAUGUACAACGACAGAACCAACGAUUGCCCGUGUUGGUCUGGCUAUUGUUUGUGGAAUUGAACACAUCUCCGAGUAUAUGUUUACAGAUUUCCGCUGAUCAUGCCUCAGAAUCUAUUUGGAUACAGUACUUAAAUCCUGGUCUUUUACUGCAAGCUAAUGUGUCUUGAUAGUGUAUGACUGUAUGUAGUUUUACCCUUGUAAAUAUUGACUUCAAUCCUAGAGAGACAGGAAGAAGGAUGAUUUACAUCACAAAUCUAACAUAAAGGUCUUAGACUA
Capsella rubella is the source of this 1295-nucleotide messenger RNA. Its product is annotated as CAAX prenyl protease 2. The transcript is spliced from 8 exons. The coding region runs from base 153 to 1079 and encodes 308 amino acids. Gene Ontology annotation, cellular component: endoplasmic reticulum membrane. The record is from RefSeq and is a predicted model, not a curated record. Lineage: Eukaryota; Viridiplantae; Streptophyta; Magnoliopsida; Brassicales; Brassicaceae. Gene Ontology annotation, biological process: CAAX-box protein processing. Gene Ontology annotation, molecular function: metalloendopeptidase activity.